CUGAGCAGUUGAUUAGCGAUGAAGCUGCUACUAUGUGUCCUGCUCGCCUCAGUGGUGGCCGCUCAGGGGCCGCUGGUGGAGAAUUCGAGAUCCGACUACACUGACUUUGCACGGGGGGACUCAGCAGCAGACGGCGCGGCCGCGAGGACGGGUCGCAUCGUGGGCGGCGGGGCGGCGGCGCGCGGCCAGUUCCCGUUCGCCGCCUACGUCAACGUGGCCGGCACGACGGCGUGCGGAGCCGCGCUCAUCACCGACGGCUGGCUGCUCACCGCCGGCCAGUGCAUCUACUCGUACAUGGAGUGGACCAUAUACCUGGGAGUAAUUGACCUGGUAACGACGGACGACUACUCAGUGGUCAUCGUGACCAACUCAGGGUUGGAGCACCCCGGCUAUGACGCCGCCACGUUGAGGCACAACAUCGGACUCCUGAGUGUGCCCGGAAGAGUCUUCUUCAACCAAUACGUGACGCCUGCCGCGCUGCCGCGGUACUCAGACGUGGACAGCACUUUUGAAGGCGUCGACAUUAUGGUCACCGCCUGGGGAGCCCAGGCAACAGGCGGUGCGGCGGCGCAGACCAUGUGGUACGCUUACUUCCAGCCCGUAGCCAUCUGCAGCCCCGCCUGGUCCUACUGCGGCAUUGGGCGCUACAACGAAGCCCUCUGCACGGGUGACUUCGGGAGUCCGAUGCAGCGCGCCGAGUCCACUGGGAACUAUACGCUGGUGGGCGUGGCCAGCUUCAUACAGGGCACCACCACCUGCGAGGGCGCCACCUCCGGCUUCAUCAUGGUGGCCGCCUACCUAGACUGGCUCAACAGGCACACGCAGCUGGAAAUCCUCCCUUGAUCAGUGUUCUGUGUGGACGCUCAGUGAGCUGCGGCUACACAGGCCUGUCAACAUUGCAACAACUGCACACGGAACUUGCGGCGUGCGCUGAUGUAAUAUCUGAGAAACUGUUCUGAGAAUCCCUCGAUUUCUGACUCAUCCAGACAUCGAAACUCAGGAAAACGUGUAAUGGGAGAACUUAAAUCAGAAAAUAAGGCAGUGUACAAAUCGGGAUAACAGUGAUAAUUCAUUUUUAUUGUUCUUGUUGACUGAGUUAAUAAUGCUGAAAGUCCCAAAAGCAGUCAUAUGUGAUUGAGAAGUUAGUUUUAUACCUUUAUUGUGUAGCUGAAGCUAUUUUACACUUUUUCGAAGAUGUGUAAAUGAAAAUGUAUUUGGUGCUGUACAAGACACUAUCCUUAACUGCUUGGAGACAUUUAAGCACAAACGUGACAAAAAAAAAAAAAAAAAAAAUGCUGACAAACUGUGUGAUAUACCACGAGUAAUUUUUUCUAUUACUUCUGCACGGUAAAAUAUGGGAUCAAGUAUUUACAUCUAUGGUGGCAACCUGUAGCUAAUCAAUGCUAUGUGCCAGGCAACAUGCAGUCCACUGAUGGCUCAAGCAUAUUUUACCGGGGGCAACGAGCUACCAACAAUGCAAUGUACAUAGUUUUAGUAUCCCAGUACACAACAUAUGCGUUUACUUACGUAUUAAUAAAUGUACUAACCAAUAUUAAUCUAAAUCCUACAGGGUAUUUUCUGUAUCAAACUAUGGCAAUAGAAAACAAUUAAUCAGUUUACCAUCAGCUGGCAAAGCGUAUGUACGUGUUUGUUUUCAGUUUCCGUCCACAAAUGUAUAUACUUUUGAAGCUAUGUAAUUAAUUCUCUGAGAAAUUACUGCACAAAUUUAGAAAUUAAGACAUUUCAACUGGAAAACAGUUCAUCUAAGCUGCUGUCAGCAGAGGCGCACGUGUUCUUUCUUGCUGUUCGAUCUUUCUUUUGAAACUUUUCCCAUGGAUUGGUCUCCAUAUUACACGAUUUGUCAACCUACUGAAUUCACAGCAUGUUCAAGGUCAGUAUGAUGAGGCAUAAUUGUCUCAGCAAUAAAUAUACGAAUGGA
This is a messenger RNA of Schistocerca gregaria, 1939 nucleotides long. RefSeq names its product elastase-1-like. Gene Ontology annotation, biological process: proteolysis. Bases 19 to 843 code for a protein of 274 amino acids. The transcript is spliced from 7 exons. The record is from RefSeq and is a predicted model, not a curated record. Gene Ontology annotation, molecular function: serine-type endopeptidase activity. Lineage: Eukaryota; Metazoa; Arthropoda; Insecta; Orthoptera; Acrididae.